Molecule: messenger RNA, 447 nt
Organism: Rubroshorea leprosula
Lineage: Eukaryota; Viridiplantae; Streptophyta; Magnoliopsida; Malvales; Dipterocarpaceae
Source: the annotation of a GenBank genome assembly
GGAAGGGAAAAUGGACGCCAUAGAUUCCGUCUUCGAUCCUUUGAGGGAGUUCUCAAAGGACAGCGUUCGCCUCGUCAAGAGGUGCCACAAGCCCGACCGCAAAGAAUUCACCAAGGUGGCGUUCCGUACGGCGAUCGGCUUCGUGGUGAUGGGAUUCGUAGGGUUCUUCGUCAAGCUCAUCUUCAUCCCCAUCAAUAACAUCAUCGUCGGAUCCGGUUAGGUGAGAUGUUGCUUGAGAAAAAUGGAUUGAAAACUUCGUGGUGUUGCUUAGCAUUGGCAGAAGUAAUCUGGCAAUUUAGGUUGAGAAAUAGGCAUUACCUGGCCAACUGAACUGUUCUGUCGUUUAUACUUUGAUUUUGUAGUAAACUUCAUGUUGGAAAUGCUUUACCUUUUUACAUUGUAGUUGAAACUCUUUGAUGCAUCAAUUAUAUCCUUAUUUUUUGGCAC